AUGGAGACUCUCUCAGUUCAAACUUUAUUGUAUGCCAUGAAAUACAUUAGGACCAACAGCCUUAAAAGGCUAUUCUCUCUUAAACGACGCAGUUUUGAAGAAGCAGUUCUAGAGAAGAAAGCUCCAAACCCCAAUGGUGAAGAAGACCGUGUUGGAGUUGUAGGAACCGAGUCUUUUCAGAGACCCAUUUGGAAAUGCUUCUCUUUUGAAGAAAUCUCCGAGGCCACCGAUGGUUUCAGCUCAGAUAAUUUGGUCGGAAAAGAAGGCUACACAGAGGUAUAUAAAGGAGUUUUGAGAAAUGGAGACGAAAUAGCUGUGAAAAGGCUCACAAAAACAGCUUCAGAUGAGAGAAAAGAGAAAGAGUUUUUGACUGAGAUUGGAACCAUAAACUCAAUACUUAAGUAUAGAGAAUUUAGCAUACAGCCCAUCAUUUCCUCAGCUUCAGUAUGCAAUAGAAGAUUUCCUAUCUCUAACUAAUGCAUAAAAGCAAGAAGCGAAGGCACAACCUGUGUCUCACCCCUCCAAUCAC
Molecule: messenger RNA, 529 nt
Organism: Humulus lupulus (European hop)
Lineage: Eukaryota; Viridiplantae; Streptophyta; Magnoliopsida; Rosales; Cannabaceae
Product: receptor-like cytosolic serine/threonine-protein kinase RBK2
Exons: 2
Coding region: 1-477 (158 amino acids)
Source: RefSeq, a predicted model, not a curated record